GGAUGUAAACAUUGUUUGUUUGACAGCUCUAUACUACGUGACAUCGGCUCCAAGUUUGCUGAAACUAUGGCAGAAACUGCUCCUGCUCCCGCGGCUGCUCCGGCUAAAGCCCCGAAGAAGAAGGCAGCAAAGGCGAAAAAGCCUGGACCAAGCGUGUCCGACCUUAUCGUGAAGGCGGUCGCCGCUUCCAACGAGCGCAAAGGAGUUUCCCUGGCGGCUCUGAAGAAAGCUUUGUCAGGUGGUGGAUAUGACGUUGAGAAAAACAACUCUCGCGUCAAGAUUGCUUUGAAAUCUCUGGUGAAAAAGGGGGCGCUUGUUCAAACUAAAGGCACCGGAGCGUCUGGAUCUUUCAAGGUGAGCAAGAAACCAGCCGCCAAGAAGCCCGUCAAGAAAGUUGUGGCGAAACCGAAGAAACCAGCCGUGAAGAAGGCGGCGGCCAAGGCAGCGAAGCCCAAAAAGGCAGCAGUAAAGAAACCUGCCCCGAAGAAGUCUCCCAAGAAAGUAAAGAAAGCGGCUGCGCCCAAGAAAGCCGCCAAAAGCCCGAAGAAAGCGAAGAAACCGGCUGUGAAGAAAGUGGCUAAGAGUCCUAAGAAGGUCAAAGCAGUGAAACCUAAAGCAGCGAAGCCUAAAGCCGCAAAGCCCAAAGCCGCAAAGCCCAAGGCUGCCAAAGUGAAGAAGACUCCGCUAAGAAGAAGUAAACUGCCAGACUUCACUCCAUAAACCAAAGGCUCUUGUAAGAGCCACCCCAUCUUCACAGAAGUGCAAAUGUUCCUGAUGCAUGUGAGAAGGUUAAUGCCUUUUUGAUAGACUGAGAAAAUGGUUUUGGGGGUGGAUGUGACACUUUUUGAGCUGUCUUGUAUGGAGUCUAACUUCUAAUUAUCACCAGCGCGAACGAGCAGCACAAAUAUUGCCAUGAAAGACUUUUAUCAAGAUCGGUUUGUAUAAACACAUGACAGUCUCUACCUCUGUACCUGUUGCACAAAGCCGAUUACUUGGUGUAGAUGUUCAAUCCUUCACAGAUUAGACAGAAGUGUCCGCUGGUUGGCAAGUGUCCAAAAUUUGCAUACAUUAACAUAUAAGUACAGUUUGUUUAAAGUUUGUGUGUGACUAAAUCGGAUGAGUGUGUUUUAUCACUGUCACUAUGAUUCAGGUUUUAUUUAUAUUUUGUAUUGGAUUAUACUAGACUUUCCUGUAAAUACAGCAAUACAGAACAAACAUUUAAUUUAUUCGUUGUUAAUGGUUUGUUGAAUGUUGCUAGCGAAGGCAAUAUACAUUCCAUCUUUUUUUUUUUUUUUGUAUACCAUUGUUCUAAACAUUUACUCAUAAACCUAUAUUUUGUCCAAAACCUGUUUUAGUACAAAAUUCCCAAUAAAAACAAAUAUGCUAUCAGAA
This is a messenger RNA of Cyprinus carpio (common carp), 1392 nucleotides long. RefSeq names its product histone H1-like. Gene Ontology annotation, molecular function: structural constituent of chromatin; DNA binding. Gene Ontology annotation, biological process: nucleosome assembly. The record is from RefSeq and is a predicted model, not a curated record. The transcript has a single exon. NCBI's taxonomy places the organism in Eukaryota, Metazoa, Chordata, Actinopteri, Cypriniformes, Cyprinidae. Gene Ontology annotation, cellular component: nucleosome. The coding region runs from base 67 to 720 and encodes 217 amino acids.